Molecule: messenger RNA, 2791 nt
Organism: Astrephomene gubernaculifera
Lineage: Eukaryota; Viridiplantae; Chlorophyta; Chlorophyceae; Chlamydomonadales; Astrephomenaceae
Source: the annotation of a GenBank genome assembly
AAAACAUUUCCCAUUUUGUGAGAAAGGUAACUAUCUUGGCGUAAUUACAACCUUGGCGAGGUUGCAAGAUUCUUCUGAAAGCCCUAACGUUGCGCCUUCUCAGCUUUGCCUAGUUGCCAGCGGCCAGCCGAAGCCAUCAUGGCCACGAGGCUGCUGGUCGCAGCCCUUGUGAUUGCGGCUUGCGGUUUUGCGGGUGCGGUCUCAAACGACUUGCUGCGCCAGGAGCAUAACCAGGUGUUGCUGGAAGCCCAAGCUAAUCCGCUUGGGGCUUUUAACCUAUGGGUGAAGCGGCACGCCAAGCCCUACCUGCCUGACACCGAGGAGUUUAGGACGCGUUUUGCUGUUUGGCUGGACAACCUUCAAUAUAUUCUCUCCUACAACGCGCGCACCACGUCACACUGGCUGCACCUAAACCACUUGGCUGAUCUGACUACCGAGGAGUACCAGUCUCGGCUGGGCUUUGACAACCAAGCUCGCCUUGCAAGCAACCGCCUGAAGUCGAGCACUUUCAUGUACUCCGACGUGGAUGCGGACACCCUUCCUCCGGAUGUGGACUGGCGCAAGAAGGGUGCGGUUGCUGAGGUCAAGAAUCAAGGGCAGUGCGGUUCGUGCUGGGCGUUUUCCACAACUGGCAGUGUUGAGGGCAUCAACGCCAUUGUCACCGGUGAGCUUGUUGCUCUGAGCGAGCAGGAGCUGAUCGACUGCGACACCAGCCAGGACAAGGGUUGCAGCGGUGGUUUGAUGGACUAUGCUUACACCUGGAUUAUCAAGAACAAGGGCAUUGACACCGAGGACGAUUACCCUUACACCGCCUUGGACGGUUCUUGCAUCUCCGAGAAGAAGAACCGCCGUGUCGUCACCAUUGACUCCUAUGAAGACGUGCCCGAGAACGACGAGGUUGCGCUUAAGAAGGCCGUCGCUCACCAGCCGGUUGCUGUUGCGAUUGAGGCCGAUGCCAAGUCCUUCCAGCUCUACGGUGGCGGUGUCUACGACGACGCCACCUGCGGCACUUCCCUCAACCACGGUGUCCUUGUUGUUGGCUACGGUCGGGAUCCCAAGGCCGGCACCUACUGGAUCGUGAAGAACAGCUGGGGCCCGGAGUGGGGAGAUGCUGGCUACAUCCGUCUCAAGAUGGGCGUCACCGACAAGGAGGGCCUGUGCGGCAUCGCUAUGGCUCCUUCCUACCCCAUCAAGAAGAACCCCAACCCGCCCACUCCUGGCCCGACGCCCGGCCCCAAGCCUGGUCCCAAGCCCGGCCCCUCGCCCAAGCCCCCCAAGCCCGAGCCUGUCAAGUGCGACAGCAGCAACGAGUGCCCCGCGGAGAACACCUGCUGCUGCCUGCAGGAGAUCUUCAACAUGUGCUUCCAGUGGGGUUGCUGCCCGAUGCCCAAGGCAACUUGCUGCGAGGACGGCGAGCACUGCUGCCCCUCGGACCUCCCCGUCUGCGACACCGACGCUGGCCGCUGCUUGCCCAGCCCUGGAGUCAUGCUCGGCUCCAAGCCUUGGGCCACCAAGACGCCGGCCAUUCACCGCUCGUGGUCUGAGCGCAUCUUUGGUCGCGGUUGCCAACGUCAACGCGAACAGCAGGAGGAGUUGCCGGCUCAGUAAGACGCAGGAGGUGGCUUAUAAGUGCUGCGGCAUGCGACUAAAGGGCGUGCAGCUUGGCACCCGAGGACACUGGUUGCUCGCAGGGGAUUCAGAGGUCUGAGCUUGUUUGGAGCGUGUCUGUGCUUUUGUAGCAAGUUGGGGGAGGGUCGCGGUAGGCAGGCAUGUUGCAGGUACAUACAGGCUUCUUACAUCCGAUUGAUGGUAGUAGUCCUUUAUGAGUGUAUGGCUAGUGCUCUUUUUUGCCCCUUGUGAGUAGCGAUGCCCUCGUGAAUAGAGAUCCUCCAGGCGAGGCGGGUCCUCGGGCUUGCAUUUGGCGCAAAGUGGACCUUGCUUCGAGUGCCGUUUCGUGCCAGGUUUACCUUGCGCUAUCGCAUCGGAAUGACAUCCCCCACGUGGACAUCCCGGCGUUGUAUUUGUCAAUAAGCGGGGCUCUGUCCUGCGCUGGGCGCAGCGCGUUUACUUGUGCGUUAGGCAGAAUGAGCAGGUGCAUCCGGGAGGGUGGAGUUGAGCUGGGACGACAGUUGUUGUGCCAGUUACGCAGACUACAGGAACAAAGAUCGUGUUGUUUGUCAGCUGUAUGGAAGUGGUACGGACGUGUAUGUAGUGAACGUAGGUAGUCUUGAGGGGCGGCUGUAUCGCUUGUGCUCAUACGGUUUAGCUUGCUCGGAUGGUCUUGUUUGAUGUAACUUGUAGGCAAUUUUGACGGUAGGCGGACGAGAAACGGCGACGAAGGGCGAGUAUUGUUGCUGGGCGCUGUGCGUUGUUGAAGCUGGCCCUGCAUAUGGGCUUAGUAGCAGACACGUCGCCGAGCUGAGUCAUGGUAGCUGGUUCACCGCUUAGUGACUUACUCGUAGGCAGCUGCAAUGUACAUCGGACCCUAUCGAGUAUUGAGCGCUUUGCUAUUCACCCUUCUUCUGCAAAGAGGGCCUGAACCGCAAAGUCUGCCAAGUUGUCUCGUUCCUGUACCGGUAUGUGUUUGAUGGGAGAAGGGUGUUGCCCGCUUGCACCUGUUGUGUGCUUGGGAGCAUGCACUUCUCCGGCUAUCUUGCCGCCCGUCCGCCAGGUUGUGGCGUUAGUCCUGUAUAUUGUUAAGUGGCGAAGGCUGCCAAAUACCGGUAGCCCUAUUGUACACUACAUCCGAGCUAGACGCUGGGGAUGGGCCUUGUAACUUUACAUGCUGUCG